AUGGAUCCGGAAAUGGAGCCUAAGACGGAGCAGAUGCCGAGGCACAAGAGCCGCCGAGUCCACAACGCUCUCUCUCAACCAACUUUUGCCUCCCAACAUCCCAAUUGUAACAGCCUCGACCGGAUCGGAAUUGGACCAUGUUCCGUCCAGCCCUUUUGUCGUCCCCUUCUCGCUCCUCCCUAUCCUCCUCCCUCUUCUCCAAAUCCCCGACGACACCUUUUGCAUCGCGAUUCCUCCUCCAGCGACGCGCAACUCUCCCUCCACGUCAGCGGUCUUUUGCGUUGUCGCAACAUUGUCGCCGUCGCUUCUACUCUACUGGUCAGUCCCACAUGGGCCCCUCCAGAUGGCAGAAGAUGCAAUGCGCAUCUUCCUAGUCAUCGUGGUCAAAGUCACCCGUCGCAUUCGUUGACACUUGCAGAAUCCAAUUCAUUCCCUCACCCGCCAACUUCCCCUCCGUCACCUCUACCCCGAUCACGCUUCCGCCGCUUCUUGGGCUUCACCUCGAUCGCAGUCUUUGCCUUUUCGGUCGGUCUUCUCUACCAGACUCAACGCACCGUAUCGCGACUCAUGGCGUCUCCCAUGAUUUCCAACGCUGAGAGCGUGACCGCCUUUGUUCCCGUGGACGCGCACGCCGCGGAAGUGGACGAGUACCUGCGCACGCAUCCCGAGGCCGCCAAGCUGCGUGCUGACCCCGACUUUGAAGAGUCGCGCCCUCACCUCCGCUAUCCCGAGGCCAUUCGCGCGCGCAGCUUGACCGCAGGGACGCUGGCCGGCCCGAACAAGCUCGUAGUGCCCCCGAUCGUCUUCUCUCACCGGGAAGGCAAGAGCUUGGCCUCGUUCAUGUACCUGGGCUCUGAUAUUUGCGGACACCCCGGCAUCAUUCACGGCGGCAUGCUGGCGACCUUGCUGGAUGAGGGUCUGGCUCGAUGCUGUUUCCCUGCACUGCCGAACAAGGUUGGCGUGACGGCAAAUCUCAACGUUGACUACCGGGCCCCCGCUAUGGCUGACUCGUACGUGGUGCUACGAGCGGAGACCACCAAGGUGGACGGUCGCAAGGCCUGGGUAGAGGGCCGGAUCGAGACCCUGCCCACCGACGGUAAAGCUCCCGUGGUUUUGGUCGAAGCCAAGGCGCUCUUCAUUGAGCCCAAGCAAGCCGCACCACUCCCCCUCUCAACCCCACCAGCAUUGAAACGCCCUCCCCCCACCAUCACCAUCAUCACCAUCACCACCAUUUUGAACCACCUUCUGACAGCCCCGUCAACCAGCAACAUCACCUUCCACGCCGCCGCUCUCACCCGCAAAGAGCGCAAUGAUCUGCGCAAGCAACAAGGUCUCACCAUCUGGUUGACCGGUCUCUCCGCCUCGGGCAAAUCGACGCUGGCCGUCGAACUAGAGCACCAACUCCUCCGAGACCGCGGCGUGCACGCCUACCGCCUUGAUGGCGACAACAUCCGUUUCGGCCUCAACAAGGACCUGGGGUUCAGCGAAACCGACCGUAACGAAAACAUCCGCCGCAUUGCCGAAGUCGCCAAGUUGUUCGCCGACUCUUCCGCCAUCGCCAUCACUUCCUUCAUUUCCCCCUACCGCAAGGACCGUGACACCGCCCGCCAAUUGCACGAGGUCCACGUCGAUGUUCCCGUCGAGGUGGCCGAGCAGCGCGAUCCCAAGGGAUUGUACAAGAAGGCCCGUGAGGGAAUCAUCAAGGAGUUCACGGGUAUCAGUGCCCCCUAUGAGGCGCCUGAGAAACCCGAGGUCUACAUUCGGAACGUCGAUCUGGCGAUUCCCGACGCCGUGAAGCAGAUCAUUGAUUACUUGGAUUCCAAGGGUUAUUUGCCUGCUAAGAAGGAGUAG
Messenger RNA from Penicillium oxalicum, 1851 nucleotides. Its product is annotated as bifunctional PaaI family thioesterase/adenylyl-sulfate kinase. Gene Ontology annotation, biological process: sulfate assimilation. The record is from RefSeq and is a predicted model, not a curated record. Gene Ontology annotation, molecular function: ATP binding; adenylylsulfate kinase activity. Lineage: Eukaryota; Fungi; Ascomycota; Eurotiomycetes; Eurotiales; Aspergillaceae. The coding region runs from base 1 to 1851 and encodes 616 amino acids. The transcript is spliced from 3 exons.